AUGGAUACCGACAACAUUGUGGUGUUUAUCGACAUGGAGUGGAGUAAAUACGUGAAGGAAAAUCAACAAUCUUAUCUGGUGGAAUUAGGUAUAGUCAUCGUAUCUCAUAGCUCCCUUGUACCCAUAGGGAAUCCAAUGAAGUGGUUUUUUGAUGCACCGAGAGAAUACGAUCAUUUGAAAAAAUUUCAGAACUGUGAGGAGUUUAAGAGAAGCAUUAUUGGAUUCAAGAGUCCUGAAGAAAAGGAAGACUGCAAAGAUAUCCACAAGUUACUCGAUCGUAAGGUGUGGGCGGGUUUCAAUCUACUUAAUGCUGAUUGCAAUUUGAUUGGCAAUGUGUUUUGUAGGGCUAGUGUAUCAAUCCCAGUUCCGGAUAGUAUCAUAGAAGUCCUUGAGCUUUUCAGAAGGAGGUUUUCUCCUGUCAAGAACAGCACUAAGCGACCGUUUCUUUUGUCCUUAAAACAAAUCAUGGUUCAUUUUGAUUUAGGCAAACAAGAGUAUCCUGCAAUCCCAGAUAUACUGGCCACCAUAGAAGUAAUGAAGUGUGUGGCCGGAGUGUUAUUUCUUGAUGAUGGUGCAGAGAAUCCUAAGGGGAAGAAGAAGAGAAAAAUGGAGGAGGAGGCUAUGCCAGUCAAGAAGUUGGAACAGUUAUCCCUUUCCCCAUCAUUUCUCAGCAGGUAUAUCUCUGUUGGAGAAUUGAGUCCAUAG
Molecule: messenger RNA, 705 nt
Organism: Oldenlandia corymbosa var. corymbosa
Lineage: Eukaryota; Viridiplantae; Streptophyta; Magnoliopsida; Gentianales; Rubiaceae
Source: the annotation of a GenBank genome assembly